UGUGGAGAGAGCGACCGACACGACACAAUAGCGAUAAGUACGAUUUGUCACGAAUCAUGUGCAUAUAUUAAUCUUAUAUAUCCGACACACAACUGUGACGAAGAUAUGAAGAAUGCAAGACAUUUCUGUUGGUUAAUUGCCAGGCGGACUUUAUUUGUAUCGCCGAAAUCUGACAAUGACAGCGCCUCUUCCCAAGGCACAAGUGUUUUGGGUUUACCCCCUCAGUCUGAUGAGGUGUCUCUGUAUGUACAUUGGCCAUACUGUCUAAGAAGAUGCUCCUACUGCAACUUUAACAAGUAUAUUCCACGGUCUGUGAACCAUUCUGCCAUGACAGAAUGUUUGCAGAAGGAGACAGAAACUCUGUUGAAGCUCAGUCAGGUGUCUCGUGUUACCUCUGUAUUUUUUGGAGGAGGAACACCUAGCUUGGCACAGCCUGCCACCAUUGCUGCUGUCCUGGAGACAGUCUCACAACAUGCUCAGCUGACAGAGGGGGCCGAGGUCACUCUGGAGGUCAACCCAACACCUGCUGGUAUGUCCAAGCUGAAAGACUUCAUACAGGCUGGGAUCAACCGACUCUCUAUUGGAGUGCAGUCUCUUAACAAUGAGGAUCUGAAGGUGUUGGGGAGAGACCACAGUUCCCAGCAUGCCUUGCACACCAUUUCUGAGGCCCGGAGGCUUUGUCCAGGCCGCGUCUCUGUGGACGUCAUGUUUGGGCGCCCAGGCCAGAGCGUGGCCUCAUGGGAGACAGAACUGGAGGAGCUGCUUGCGGUCUGUGACGAUCACGUGUCGCUUUACCAGCUGACCGUAGAGAGAAGCACGCAGCUUUUCAAGCAGAUUCAGCGGGGUGAAUUGACUGUUCCUGGUGAAGACAUCACCGCUGUUAUGUACAGGACUGCAAGGGAAGUCCUAGAAAAGCAAGGUUUUCGUCAAUAUGAGGUGUCUAACUUUGCCAAAGAUGGUGCUGUAUGUGAACAUAAUGUGGGAUACUGGAGGGCCCAGCAGUAUAUUGGUGUUGGCCCAGGGGCCCACGGCCGGUUUGUGCCCGUCUCUGCGGGAUCUGUUCAGAGGGAAGCUCGGACCCAGACCAUGGCGCCGGACAUGUGGAUGAGCGAGGUUCAGAAGUCUGGUCACGCCACCCGACGCCAGAUUCCACUGAGUCACCUUGCACUGCUUGAGGAGGUGUUGGUCAUGGGACUACGGAUGACUGAUGGAAUCACACAUCAGCACUGGAAAAUGUUCAGCCCCAGUGAUGACCUCCAUGGAGUUCUGGGUCAGUGUGGAGUCGUUCAGGAACUAAAGCGGAGGGGACUUCUGAUCCUCGAUGACAGGGGUCUACGGUGUUCCUGGGAGGGCCUGGCCUUGCUGGACGGCAUGCUGCCAACUCUCUUACUGCAGCUAGGAACCUACGUGCACAGUCAAGGACACCAGGGGAACGGGGAGUCCACCGCACCGUGCCACAGAGAAGGACAGCAGAGGAGGUGACCUACAGAAACUGGACAGAAGGACCCAGCUGACUGACCUUCAGCACUGAUUCUGCAUGGACUGACUGGGUUUCACUGUUUUGUUCUGAAACUUAUCAGAAAAGUUUUUUUUUUCCAAAACAAAAGAGAGUACGCUUUUCUCACUGUGCCAUGUGCCUCUUCAGUGUCAGCUGGACGAUUAACUCGGGUUUUUGUACAGCCCUGUUGACCCUCUGGAGCACAGCGUUGCUCACGAAUGCAGGCCUGUGAAGAGCCGCCUGAUGGCUCUCAUUAUGCUGCCCGACCUGGCACAAGGACCGCACAGAACAGUUCAUCACGGCUUGGUGCAGGCUUUCACCCGGGCAAAGCGAAUCGGCUGUCUCACCAGCAGAGGGAACAGCAGGAAUGACUGAGUUGUCGUCAUGUAGCAGAGCGUCAACAAAGCAUGACUAGUGUGACAGCUGGACAUGAUGCUAAGAAAAGUGCAGGAACCAAGCAAUGUCUGGAACAGGCAGCUAUAUAAUGACUAAAUAAAUAAACAAAAAGUCCAUCUUCA
Clupea harengus (Atlantic herring) is the source of this 2016-nucleotide messenger RNA. RefSeq names its product radical S-adenosyl methionine domain containing 1 (gene rsad1). Gene Ontology annotation, biological process: porphyrin-containing compound biosynthetic process. NCBI's taxonomy places the organism in Eukaryota, Metazoa, Chordata, Actinopteri, Clupeiformes, Clupeidae. Gene Ontology annotation, molecular function: 4 iron, 4 sulfur cluster binding; coproporphyrinogen oxidase activity. The record is from RefSeq and is a predicted model, not a curated record. Gene Ontology annotation, cellular component: cytoplasm; mitochondrion.